GUCGGCUUGGGGGUGCCGCCGUUCCUGCUGCUUCACGCCGGGGUUGCAGCCUUCUGGAGCUGGUGACCACCGGCUGCGAGCGCGAGGUGGUGGCGUCGGUAGAGCCAGACGCUGAGGAGGGGAGGUCGGCCGCUGCGGCUGCGCGCGCCAAGGCUCGAGCAUGAGCUGGACUUGACCGCCAGGCGGAGGCAAGAGCCACCGCCCCCUCCUCCCUGCCCCGAGAGCGGCGGCGGCGCGACGGCGGGAGAGGGAUGGGGGGCCCCGGCCCAGUCUGAGCUCCGCCGCGGCACCUCGGGCUCGCGCAGCGCUUCCCGCGGGCCUCCGGCAGCCGCUGGUGACCGGUGCACCCGGGCCGGCGACGAAGGGGAGCCCGGUGCGUGUGGGUGGAGCGCGGAGUGGACCCCGCUCGGCGCGAGAGGCAGGUGGCCGCGGCGGAGGAAGACCUGCAGAUCCGCGGGGUUAGCCUGACGCGUGUCCCUACUCGGAGGACUAACCAUUGUGAAGCAUGUUGUAGAAGCAUUCAUGAAGUGACUGAAGGAGGAGAGAAGGAGCCACUGCCCAUCGGAAAAUAAAACACAACAUGGGAAAUACAACCACCAAAUUCCGAAAAGCACUCAUCAAUGGUGACGAAAACCUGGCUUGCCAAAUAUAUGAAAAUAAUCCUCAGCUAAAAGAAUCCCUUGAUCCAAAUACAUCCUAUGGAGAGCCCUACCAGCACAAUACUCCAUUACACUAUGCUGCUAGACAUGGAAUGAAUAGAAUAUUAGGGACUUUUCUUUUUGGUAGAGAUGGAAAUCCAAAUAAACGGAAUGUGCACAAUGAAACAUCUAUGCAUUUGUUGUGUAUGGGACCUCAAAUUAUGAUAUCUGAAGGAACCCUUCAUCCUCGCUUAGCUCGCCCUGUGGAAGAUGAUUUCAGAAGAGCAGAUUGUCUGCAAAUGAUCUUAAGAUGGAAAGGAGCAAAACUUGACCAGGGUGAAUAUGAGAGAGCAGCUAUUGAUGCUGUUGAUAACAAAAAAAACACACCCCUUCACUAUGCUGCUGCCUCAGGGAUGAAAGCCUGUGUAGAGCUUUUAGUAAAACAUGGGGGAGACUUGUUUGCUGAGAAUGAAAAUAAAGAUACUCCUUGUGAUUGUGCUGAAAAGCAGCACCACAAAGAUCUGGCCCUCAAUCUGGAAUCUCAGAUGGUGUUCUCUCGGGACCCAGAGGCUGAAGAAAUAGAAGCUGAGUAUGCUGCAUUAGACAAACGAGAGCCAUAUGAAGGAUUAAGGCCUCAGGAUCUUCGUAGAUUAAAAGAUAUGCUUAUUGUGGAAACCGCAGACAUGCUUCAGGCGCCUCUGUUUACUGCGGAAGCUUUACUUCGAGCUCAUGAUUGGGACAGGGAGAAAUUACUUGAAGCUUGGAUGUCUAACCCAGAGAACUGCUGCCAACGAUCAGGUGUUCAAAUGCCAACUCCACCGCCAAGUGGAUAUAAUGCCUGGGACACGCUUCCUUCUCCAAGAACCCCGAGGACAACACGCUCUUCUGUCACAUCUCCAGAUGAAAUCAGUUUAUCUCCUGGGGACUUAGAUACCAGUCUGUGUGACAUUUGUAUGUGCAGUAUUUCUGUAUUUGAAGAUCCAGUGGAUAUGCCCUGUGGACAUGACUUUUGUAGAGGAUGUUGGGAGUCGUUUUUAAAUCUGAAAAUUCAAGAAGGUGAAGCUCACAACAUUUUCUGCCCUGCAUAUGAAUGCUUCCAACUUGUGCCUGUAGAGAUCAUAGAAAGUGUAGUUUCUAAAGAGAUGGACAAACGAUACCUGCAGUUUGAUAUUAAGGCCUUUGUUGAAAAUAAUCCUGCCAUUAAAUGGUGUCCUACUGCAGGCUGUGAAAGAGCAGUCAGACUAACCAAACAGGGCUCAAAUACAUCUGGGUCUGACACACUCAGCUUCCCAUUGCUCAGAGCCCCUGCUGUGGACUGUGGAAAAGGACACCUCUUCUGCUGGGAGUGCCUUGGUGAAGCACAUGAGCCUUGUGACUGCCAAACAUGGAAAAAUUGGCUACAAAAAAUAACUGAAAUGAAGCCAGAAGAACUUGUGGGAGUCAGUGAAGCUUAUGAGGAUGCUGCCAAUUGUCUCUGGUUGUUAACUAAUUCCAAGCCUUGUGCUAAUUGUAAGUCUCCAAUACAGAAGAAUGAAGGUUGCAAUCAUAUGCAGUGUGCCAAGUGCAAGUAUGACUUUUGCUGGAUUUGCCUAGAAGAAUGGAAAAAGCAUAGUUCUUCAACUGGAGGUUAUUACAGAUGUACUCGUUAUGAAGUCAUUCAGCAUGUGGAGGAGCAAUCCAAGGAGAUGACCGUGGAGGCUGAGAAAAAACAUAAACGGUUUCAGGAACUUGACAGAUUUAUGCACUAUUACACAAGAUUUAAAAACCAUGAGCAUAGUUACCAGUUAGAACAACGCCUUCUUAAAACAGCCAAAGAAAAGAUGGAACAAUUAAGUAGAGCUCUCAAAGAAACUGAAGGAGGCUGUCCAGAUACCACUUUCAUUGAAGAUGCAGUUCAUGUGCUCUUAAAAACUCGGCGUAUUCUCAAGUGUUCUUAUCCGUAUGGAUUUUUCUUAGAACCUAAAAGCACAAAGAAAGAAAUUUUUGAACUAAUGCAAACAGACCUAGAAAUGGUCACCGAAGACCUUGCCCAAAAAGUCAAUAGGCCUUAUCUUCGUACACCCCGCCACAAGAUCAUCAAGGCAGCAUGCCUUGUGCAGCAGAAAAGGCAAGAAUUCCUGGCAUCCGUAGCACGUGGAGUUGCUCCUGCAGACUCACCAGAAGCUCCAAGGCGCAGCUUUGCUGGUGGAACAUGGGAUUGGGAAUAUUUAGGAUUUGCAUCACCUGAGGAAUAUGCUGAAUUUCAGUAUCGGAGGAGGCAUAGACAGCAGCGCCGUCGAGGAGAUCUGCACAGCCUGCUCAGUAAUCCUCCAGACCCUGAUGAGCCAAGUGAAAGCACUUUUGAUAUCCCAGAGGGUGGUAGUGGCCGCAGGCCUGGCGCAUCCGUGGUGAGUUCUGCAUCUAUGAGUGUGCUGCACAGCUCUUCUCUGCGUGACUAUACCCCUGCCAGUCGCUCAGAAAACCAGGACUCUCUUCAGGCUCUGAGUUCCUUGGAUGAAGAUGAUCCCAAUAUACUUCUUGCAAUACAAUUGUCACUUCAAGAGUCUGGACUGGCCAUCGAUGAAGAAACUAGAGAUUUCCUCAGUAAUGAAGCAUCCCUAGGAGCUAUAGGCACUUCUUUACCUUCCCGGCUGGACUCUGUCCCCAUGAAUACAGAUAGUCCUCAGGCCGCUCUGAGCAGCUCUGAGCUAUUGGAACUUGGUGACAGCCUCAUGAGACUGGGAGCAGAAAGUGACCCAUUUUCAACUGACACUUUGAGUUCACACCCUCUCAGUGAGGCAAGAAGUGAUUUCUGUCCUUCAUCUAGUGACCCUGAUUCAGCUGGCCAGGACCCCAAUGCCAGUGACAAUCUUCUUGGCAAUAUUAUGGCUUGGUUUCAUGACAUGAACCCUCAAAGCAUUGCCCUGAUACCCCCAGCAGCAGCCACAGAAGUCAGUGCAGGUCCUCAGCUUCCCUGUGUCAAAGAUGAUGGGUCAGAAGGGGUGAGGGACAUGGACCUAGUACCACCAGAAGACUCACUGCCUGAAGAUGCAGGUGUGCAUGAAGGUGGAAGGACCCAGAUAGAAGAAAAUCCUUUGGAAAAGAAUAUUCUGCCUGAGGAAGGAUUGUCUCAGGCUGGUGACCAUAGUAACGAGGCAGCCAAUAGAGGGGAUGAGUCAGAUGUUGUCAGUCAAACCUCAGGUGACUGGCUGGAGCAAGUACAUUUAGUAUGAACUGCGCACGUUUACUCUCCAGGUGAAUUGCAGGUACAAGUGGUAUGCUAGGUGGAAUAUGCUUUAUAGUGAAAUUUGAUCCACUUAAUUCCAACUCAAUUAUAAACCACUGGUGUCAGGAUUGACUGACUAUAAAGGCAUUCCCUUCAGCGAUAGCCUCAGUUGUGAUUUUCACCUUACAGGCUUUGUUUAUCCCCUUUUUGCUGACAAAAAGAACAGCAGGAGAAAAGGAGAAACACAGAUGAAAUAACUAGGUUGUAGUACACAUUCUGAGAGAAUGCAGUGCUCUGUUUAGCCCAGAGUUGGCAAUAGUUAAGUUGAAUUUAAAUCAGACGCUUACUCUGUAAUCUUUGGAUGGCUUUUCUCUUUAAAAAAAAUAAAUACAGAGCUUUCUUCAUUUUAGAAGUUCAGUUAGACAGAUCUGAUAACCUGUAUGUCCUCAGUCUCUCCAUAACCUCCUUUACUUCUGAGCAGUGUGAGUUGAGGUGUCCAUGCUUCUUUGAGUACUGCAUCUACCACAGUGAGAUUAGUUUUCAUUUUCACAUGAAUCAAAGAUUUCCUCUCAUGUCUAUUUACAGUCCAGUUGUGCCAAACUCUGACUUGUGCACUGACUAACAAGACGUUCAGGUGUGCCGCGUCCUAGCGGGCUCCAGGGCAGUGUCAGUGUUCUUGGGAGUAAAAGGUGCCACUCAGUAGCAAUGAUGUUCCCGAAUUUAAUGGGCUUUUUUUGCCAUGGAAACUGCAUUUAAAUAAAUGUAGUCUGUAGUUAACUAAACCUAAUGCUGCUGUUAAAAACAGUUUAUUUUAAUAUUAAAAUACAGUUGAUUAGCAACGGCGGUGCUGUAUUUUAAGAGACACUUUAUUGGAAGUGCAAUCAUAGUUCUUUGUUUUCACAGUUUUACAGUGUAUUCUAAUUACUAAUGGGUGCAAUUACUUUUAAUGGUGUUUUAUAAAAUAGAAAAAGUGGAGUUUUCAUUAGUUAUAUUAAAUCCCACAGUUAUUUUAAAAAAAAAAUCAAUAAAACAUCCUACGCAACAUGUUACCGUGCCUUUGCCUAACCUAAAUGGAUAGUUGCCAGUUAAGUCAGUAAUUCACAUUUCAUUGUCUCUUUUGAAGUAACUAUGCUAUGAAUUGCAAAGAUCUCCAUGAAACCACCCAUGGCCUUGCCUUUAUAGUAAAUAGUAACAAUUAAAUGUUCAGUUCGUUUGCCUAGAUAGCAAAUGCUGACAUGUGUUUGUUCUCUUACACAAUACUCAUUUGCUGUGUGAUUACUGUUUAGUAUUGAAGAAAUCAGCUUCCUAGUUAUCAGUGUCUUACUGUGAAGAAAUAAUUGGUUUUAGUUGUAAUUAAGAUACAGUGGUACAGUGUGUAAUUAAAACUAGAGUAAACUGUUGGAAUGGCUGUUUUACUUGCAUAUUAUUAAAACUAGCAUAACAUAAACAAGAUAGAUACACACAACACUCCAUUUAAUGUUUUGCCAGAUUGUUACCAGAAAUCUCCAGAAACCAAAAUUUCCAUGUUGACUUUGUACAGGGAAGUCCUAGACUGGGUAAAAGAUUGUAUUUAAUAUUGAUAUCCAUGAUUGUCAUGGGGUUUUUUUAUUACUUUUUUUCAGACCUUGUUUUUGAAAUAUUCUUCUACUUUGAAUUCAUAUGGCCAAGACAUUAUAUUAGAGUAUUUAAUAUUCCCCCAACUCCCCUAGGAUAAACUGUUUGGGAGUUACUCCAUGGAUAUCAAAGGUCCCUAUUGCAGUUACCACAACAUUGAUACCAGUACCUAUUAUAAGUCAGUGGGGAUAAAUACUAACUUUUUCCACAGUGUAUUACUGUAUAUUAAGCUGAAAUAGUCCAUUAAAGGAUUUUUUUACAGAUUUAUUUGGGAUUAAAAAUAUUAACAUCAUUAGGUUUUUGAGACGUAGUUGCAAGUUUUCCAGUAGAAAGCAUUUGCAUCGCUGGAGGCGUGGUGCACAGCUGCAGCGAGGAGAGGAGGGUACUCUGUGAGAAAAUGCAUUUGUGGUGGGUUCUGGUUUCCUUACACCCUGUGCAGUGUCCUUUGUUUCUGUGCUGGUCUCUCCUGAGCAUGAAGACCGAUCAUUAUCCAGUUUGUAUUUCCUUGGUACAUAUUUUAAAAACAACACAGUCAUUGACUUUACAGUUCAGUAAUAACGUUUGGCAAAGCCUAUUUUGUAAACAAGUUAAUUUUAUAAUGUAAAAAAAGCUAAUCUAACCUUGACUUGUUAUUUGCACUUUCAUAAUCUAUACUUGAUACAUUCCCACUUUAUAUACAGUAGGACUCUACAAACGUGUAGAUGUUUGGCCAAAUGAAUGCUGUUAAUAAUAUGUAAAAUUCUUUGAUUAAACAUUUAUUACUUAAACUA
Messenger RNA from Nannospalax galili (Upper Galilee mountains blind mole rat), 6227 nucleotides. It is a transcript of the gene Ankib1, whose product is annotated as ankyrin repeat and IBR domain containing 1. Gene Ontology annotation, biological process: positive regulation of proteasomal ubiquitin-dependent protein catabolic process; protein polyubiquitination; ubiquitin-dependent protein catabolic process. Gene Ontology annotation, cellular component: ubiquitin ligase complex; cytoplasm. The transcript is spliced from 20 exons. The record is from RefSeq and is a predicted model, not a curated record. NCBI's taxonomy places the organism in Eukaryota, Metazoa, Chordata, Mammalia, Rodentia, Spalacidae. Bases 581 to 3850 code for a protein of 1089 amino acids. Gene Ontology annotation, molecular function: ubiquitin conjugating enzyme binding; ubiquitin protein ligase activity; zinc ion binding.